AACGCGCACUGAAGACAGCACCGGCGGCGCGCUUCUCUUGUGUGUCUGGCAGGUGGCCCGGGUCCAGCAGGCUCAUCAUUAUGGGGGAUCCUGGACCCCGAGACGAGACAGAACCCGAGCGAGCGGCGGCAGCGAGGAGCGCGUCGGGCCGGUCCAUCCCGGGAUAAACACCAGUGUCACCAGCUGAGCAUACUGGUCUGCAGAGGAGGAGGUGUUUCCUCUGAGUCAACCACAGAGGGCUGAGGAAGACUCUGGAUUCAGCGCCGCGUUGAGAGGAAAAAUGAACGAGUUGCUGAAGAAGCAGGUCCCGACUGGGCUGGGCUGAUCCGGACUCCUGAUCCGGACUCAGCCGUCCGCGGCCUCUCCUCCUCCUCCUCUUCCUCAGGGCGCAGACAUGUCGGCUUUCUGCCUGGACCUGCAGAGCUCCUCCGCGCUUUCAGCACCGCUCGAGCUGGACAGCGACUCCCUGCGAGCCGGCCCGGGCCCCCAGGAGCCCCCGGGCUGUCAGGGGCCCCCGCUGCGGCGCGCCGGCUCCGGAGGCCUGGGCACGGCCCUGGAGGAGGAGCUGGCCCUGAUCACCGGGGAGCAGGGAGUCGAGGAGGAGGUGGCGGAGCCGGAGGCGCCCUGCGCGGACCUGCUGCUCCUCUUCCGUCAGAAGGAGAAGGACUUGGUUCUGGCAGCGAAACUGGGCAAAGCGCUGCUGGAGAGGAACCAGGACCUGACCAAGCAAUAUGAGAACAUGCACAAAGAUCUGAACGAGAAGCUCGAGCACUUGGAGCAAGAGAAGCACGAGUUACGGCGGCGCCUGGAGAGUCGAGAGGGGGAGUGGGAGGGUCGGGUGGCCGAGCUGGAGACGGACGUCCAGCAGCUGCAGGGUGAGCUGGAGCGCCACCAGGCUCAGCUGAGGGAGACGGACAGGGACAAGACCAAGACCAUCAGCGAGCUCUCUGAGCAGAACCACAGGCUGCUGGAGCAACUCAGCAGGGCUGCAGAGGUGGAGAGGCAGCUGUCCACUCAGGUCCAUUCAUUACGGGACAACUUCAGGGAGAAAAGUGUGUCUACAAGCCAGCACAUGACGCAACUAGAGACUCUAGAGGCUGAGCAAGGGCUAGAAAUUAAGAUGCUGUCGGAGAGGAAGAUGGAGUUGGAAUGCCGGGUGCACGCCAUGCUGGAGGAGAACGAGCUGCUGCAGAACACGGUGGACAACCUCAGAGAGCGAACUCUGGUGCUGGAGAAGCAGUGUCACGAGAAGGACCUGCAGCUGCGACGGAACCAACUGGAGCUCCAGGAGGUCCAGGCGUCCCACCGGCAGCUCACUGCGAAGCUAGCAGAGCUGACGGAGGAGCACAGCUUUCAAACCCUCACCCCCCAUCCUUCCAGCCUGCUGUGUGAGAUAGAGCAAAGUAUGGAGCAGGAGGAGCAGGAGCAGGAGAGGGAGCAGCUGCGUCUUCAGCUGUGGGAGGCCUACUGUGAAGUUCGCUCGCUCUGCUCGCAUCUGCGGGGAAACGAUAUCACUGACUCAGCACUGUCCACUGACUCGUCCAUGGACGAGUCCUCGGAGACGUCCUCAGUGAGGGACGUGCCUACAGGAAGUCUCCAGACUAGCCUGCUGGAGCUAAGGAGGCUGACACAGAAUCUGCUGGACGGCAAUGAGUCCACGGAAUCGCGUCGCAGCGAUGAGGAGGCUCUGGAGGAGCAGGUGAGGAAGCUGGGAGAAGAACUGCAGGAAGUCAAAGAUCUUUAUGAAGCAGAGCAGCACAAAACACUCAGCAACAAGGAAGAGAUGCGGAAACUGCACAACCAGGUGGCACUUCUCUCUGUGGAGAUUUCCUCUCUCCGGGAGGAGAAUGAACGAACGCGGGCGAUGGCUGAAGUCCGAGAACCCAGCGAGCAGCUCCAGAGCGCCAUCAGAGACAGAGACGACGCCAUAGCCAAGAAGAAAGCUGUGGAGAUGGAGCUGGCCAAAUGUAAAAUAGACAUCAUGUCUCUGAACAGCCAGCUGCUGGACGCCAUCCAGCAGAAACUCAACCUGUCGCAGCAGCUGGAGGCUUGGCAGGAUGAUAUGCACAGAGUGAUUGACCAGCAGCUCAUGGACAAACACCAGGACGAGUGGCGUUCGGCCCAUGGCUCCCUGUCGGGGUCUACAAGGAGUCAGUCUCCAAGACGAGUUUGCCGUGUCUCUGAUCGAGACAAGAGACUUUUCUCUUUUUUCAAAAAGAGCUAAGCUCUGCUGGACUGGCCAUAAGCCCAGGAGACAGAGACAAACAAGGUGAGGGACAGGGAAAAGGGACAUCACA
Molecule: messenger RNA, 2297 nt
Organism: Nematolebias whitei (Rio pearlfish)
Lineage: Eukaryota; Metazoa; Chordata; Actinopteri; Cyprinodontiformes; Rivulidae
Gene: bicdl1
Product: BICD family like cargo adaptor 1
Exons: 11
Coding region: 395-2224 (609 amino acids)
Biological process (GO): Golgi to secretory granule transport; vesicle transport along microtubule
Source: RefSeq, a predicted model, not a curated record